This is a messenger RNA of Xiphophorus couchianus (Monterrey platyfish), 1035 nucleotides long. RefSeq names its product nucleolar protein 3-like. The record is from RefSeq and is a predicted model, not a curated record. The transcript has 5 exons. NCBI's taxonomy places the organism in Eukaryota, Metazoa, Chordata, Actinopteri, Cyprinodontiformes, Poeciliidae. Bases 526 to 1035 code for a protein of 169 amino acids.
AAUCCUAGUUGGGUGAUUCUCAUGACCUUAGGGGUCAAAACACAUGUUGUGCAAGGAAACUCUAUGUCACCGACAUCCUCUGACAAACAAUCGAUAACAAUGGUGAUCAAUCUCUGGUUUUAAAACGGAAUAUCUUCCUGAUCGGGUCUGCUAUCAGCUCUUGGAAUCUGCAUAUGUCACCACCCAGGUGUGUGUGUGUGUGUGUGUGUCCAAGCAGAUGAAUGGACAGAAACCUCUUGCACCUCUUUAAAAGGAGCUAGCAUCUCGGAGAAGAAGCACAGCUCUGCACAACUUCGAAUGACUUUGGGGUACAACAGAAUUUCUAGACUUGUAAAAAUUUUUUUAGAAAAGUAUUGUUUUUUGAAUCAUGUCUGACUUUACAGGAAGAUCAACAACUAUAAGUUCUCAGGUUCUAUCCACCUUGUUCGAUCGUAAGUAAAUACAAUUCUUAAAUUCUCUUUCUCUAACCAUAUACUGUAUAGUUAUACAAAUAUAUAUAUAUACAGAAAUGCAUCAUGCUUAAUAAUGAUUUUCUUAUUAUUAGGCGCAGUUUCAGAAGAUCCUAACAUCAUCUUAGAAUCGGAAUUUAUAAGCGAUCUUGCAAAUACUCAGGAGACACACCAGGACCCUAUAGGACUAAACAAUACAAACGAUGUCCAGGACAGCCAUAGAAAGAGUCACUUGUCAUUGAAUAAAAAAAGAAAUGACUCUGAAGCUAUCAGAUCAUCACACCUUGUGAAUGCAGCUCCGACACCAUCCGGUUCUGUUCAGACAGGAGUACAGAGCGUAACCCAUGAUGAACACGAUGUAAUUGUCAUUUCAUCUGAAUCAGAAGACGAACCUGUGGCAGACUUGCCUUCAGGGCAGAGAUUUGAUUUCAAUCCCGUGACGCCUCCUCCUACACCGCCGCAGGCCGCCGGAGCAAGGCCAGAACCCGGACCGCUACCUGAACCGUUACCCGAACCGUUACCUGAACUCGAACCUGAACCGCUACCUACCGAGAGGCCUACUAAUUCUCUCCGCCUAUGGGGAUAA